Molecule: messenger RNA, 501 nt
Organism: Penaeus vannamei (Pacific white shrimp)
Lineage: Eukaryota; Metazoa; Arthropoda; Malacostraca; Decapoda; Penaeidae
Source: RefSeq, a predicted model, not a curated record
AAAAAAAAAAAAAUUAAAAUCAACCGAAAAAGCCUUACGAAACAUUAUUUCUCAAUAGAGUGUAGAAAAAAAAAAACGAAAAACAAAUAAACAAACAAAUUAUGGACGGUUCCGAAUCAACAAAGACCCCAGCGAACGUGACAAAUAUGGCGGACGACCAAGGGGGAGGAGUCACAGUUCAUCCUACACCGACCGCCGCCAACCUGACCCUCGAAGCCACAGCGUCUCCGUCAGCGCCUUCAGUUGACGACGGGACUUGGGUGACAGUGGUGGUUGUGGCGGCCCUUUUGGUGGUCGUGAUGACGCUAAUGGCUCUGACCUCGGUGUGGGUGGCCAAAGAAAUGUGGAAAAGGAAGCGACGGUGUCCUCGCCCUCAAGAAGACGAUGAAGCUCUCGGACUGCUCGAGGAAGGGCGUGGAAGCCCCAGGACCCGGGAGACUCGCCCCCCUGAGUGAGAGCGAGAAACUCUACCUGCUGUGCCGUCUGAGGGACUUCUACUAG